AUGCUACCUGCUAAACAAGACGCUUUGAGACACUCACGCGAUACUGUAGCGCAAAAGUUAUCAGCGCCAUCUAUGUCUCAGGUAGGUUCCACGAAAGCCUUUUCUACUCUUAGAGGAAAGCUUAGGAAGGAUAGGUCCUAUUCGCGUUCUUGUUCGUCAUCUAGAUCGCCGACGCCAGAUCACAGUCGUAGGGAAGAAUCACACUCACCUACGACCUUAGUCGACUCACAGCUCCUGGCGAAAUGCUGGGACGAACUCACACAUGCAAUUCCUCCUGUUAUAUCCACGCACGCAGAAACCUUGCCUUGCGCAGAUACUAACGCUUUUAAGACUAUCCAUAGUACCGAUCCUUACACUCGUCCAGCUACCACCUUUGAGAUCAUCUCAGCUAUCGCGAAAGGUCAGAACAUUAACCGAGUAUUCGAUUGUGAAUUGGAUAACGAGACCCAAGCGUUCGCUGUACCUCGAUCUCAUCGUCCCUUACUGUUGCUAACUCAACAACUUGGUAUCGCUCUUAAUCCCAAUCACAUCUUUAAAAUGGCACACCUAGGUCAGCAUGAUUUUGUCUUUGUUGACAACUUCUUGUAUACCGAUUUCUUCAAACAGUUGCGAAGUAUCUUCACAAAGGAGAUUAUACUUCCCACGUUUGGAGAAGUUAUGGGUGCCAAGUCCCCACACCUUCCGGUCCUUUUAGUUUCACAGGCACUGAUAGGUCUUCAUGAAGUUACGGAGAAGAUGACAGAGUAUGUAAAACAACUGACAACACAGUCUAAGGUUACACCUAGGUUAUUAUUGACACGCAUACGCAUUAUACAGGAAUACGUCGACAACAUCUACAACAGACGUGAUACACUCUUUACUAACCUUUUGCCAGUAGUGUUUUCGCAGCCAACAGAAGUAGCUCUUAUGGCGAAUCUGUUAGCUCAAUACAACAUUACUUAUAGUAAGAUCAUUACGGUUAACACAACAUCAGUAGCCGCAUGUGCAGAGGCUAAAAGAGUACAAAACCUGUAUUUCGAACAACUGUGCGCUCAAGAUAAUCUUGCUAGACUACUGUCCACACGAACACACUCACAAUCUUCUACCGCUUCUUCAUCCCGUAGUGCCUCAUUGUCGAAACUAAAACGCGCAGUAUCACCACCUCCCCCACCACCACCACCUAAGGCGUCCAAACCGGCACAUAAAAAAGAUAAGUCACAGCAGUCAACAUCAUCUGAUCCGCUGUCGAAGUUGCCGUUUGCUCUUACUGCUUCGUCAUCUUCGACGACUACAAAGUCGCACACACAGCCGCGGGAACAAUUUAACAUCAAAUCUGUUCCAUCGCACGCCUCCAAUGCUGCCUCUACGUUUGACUGUACGGAUGCUCAUUCUGCUGUCGGCCCCGAGGAUGGGCCCUCAAAGCCCAUUUCUCUGGUGAAAGACCAGGCCAUGGAAGGAAGACCUUCAUGGGAACCUUCGCAGUGGGAAGCUCCGUCGAAUAUAAUUUGUCAUUUUUGUAGGGAAAGACAUUGGUCGUCUAGCUGUAGCAAUGUGCCUCGAUUGUCGUCGCGUAUGCAGAUGAACGCCGAUCGAGGAGGAUGCUUCAUAUGUUGUGGUCUGCAUUCGGAGGAAGAGUGUCCGGAAAAGGAUAGGAAGCGAUGCAAAGCAUGUCGAUCGAGACUCCACGACACAUCCUUUUGCUAUUUGAAUAGCGGAGUCGAGAACGAUGUGGAAAUAGCGCAGUAUGGACUCUUUAUGGACCAAUGUAAGGCCGUAGCGCAUAUGGUAAGGAGUUCGAAGGAAGGUAGGGUAAGUUGGAUUUAA
This is a messenger RNA of Necator americanus (New World hookworm), 1803 nucleotides long. RefSeq lists its product as uncharacterized. The transcript has a single exon. The coding region runs from base 1 to 1803 and encodes 600 amino acids. The record is from RefSeq and is a predicted model, not a curated record. NCBI's taxonomy places the organism in Eukaryota, Metazoa, Nematoda, Chromadorea, Rhabditida, Ancylostomatidae.